Molecule: messenger RNA, 648 nt
Organism: Leptosia nina
Lineage: Eukaryota; Metazoa; Arthropoda; Insecta; Lepidoptera; Pieridae
Source: the annotation of a GenBank genome assembly
AUGUCUCAAAUCAGUGAGGAAUAUUUAAAUAAAGUACUGAGUAAAGUGGCAUCACUUUGCGGUUUCGAGAAGUGGACUUAUGAGAGAGAAACUUUCGAAAACAUAGCGCAGAACUAUUUUGGAGUUAUUAUACCGUUUGUUUUGAAUGGAGAAAAACAUGGGGCGAAUGAAAGCUUACGAAUCGUGUUUAAAUUGGCUCCCAAUGACGAAAGAUACCGAGACGGUAGACCAAUAUCGGCUUGUAUAAUAGAUUAUCAAACAACAAGAAUAUCCAGUCCAGCAUAUGAUGUUUUAUAUCUAAUAAUAACAAGUACAAGCUCACAGUUAAGGAAACAAUAUUAUCAUCAAUUAUUGGAUAUAUACUUUACAACAUUCAAAAAUAUCCUUUCCGAAGCACAGAUGCCACUAGAAUUGUAUUCAAGGAGCAUGUUUGAUGAAGAUUUGAAAACUGUUGCACCGGCUUGUACUAUUAUCGCUAACACAGCUAUCUGGUUGUCCAGUGGACUACAACAGGAAGGCCAUGUAAGAAGUAAAAUUGUGUUAGAGACCGACAAACAAUGGACUGAGGCUGUUCAAACUUAUAAAAAUAGAAUUAGUUCCAUUGUAGAUGAUCUCACAAGUUAUGGAUAUUUUACUCAUAUGAAGUAA